UGGUUAAGGCGACUGCUAAUGAAUCGCGUGACGUAACUGCGUGAAAUGUCGACUUUUUACAGAUGAGGCGACGUUGGUAACACUGAUAUCUGUUUGCGAAUGAUUGUCAAAACCUAUUUUCUCAACGAAGUCCGCAGUUUUGCAUGCCAGUUCGUAGGAAAACAUCAUGACUGCGUUCGAUUCGUAGAAAGGAAAGAGGCGCAAAGUGCAGCCGCGAGAAAGAUAGCGCAUCUGUUUUUGAAGAGUGAGUGAGUGCAGAGAAAGGUUUCUCGUCUCGUUUCGCUCGUCGCGUUUCACCCGUUCGACGAGUGACGUGCCUCGGGUCUUCGUCGGUGGGGAAGAAGAUUACUUCGAUUUUAAUGUAAAGGGAGAAGACGCGGGCUUUCGUCUUCAGGAAAAAUCUAUUACGCGAUCGUGUCUUAACCUUUCCUAUUGUUAAAUGCGAUUAAAGUGGGCUGCUGGCCGUAGUGUGUGAUUUCUGCGAUCCACGACUGUCCUCACGUCACUUUCGCAGCAAUCGACCGAUGCUUAGUACUUCAAUGGAGCUUAUUCGCGCGUGACAGCAACUUUUGGGACACCAGGCUCAACUUUUGCCAGGUAGCCCCAAUUUCGAUCUACCACGUGUAUAAGCUUUGCUUUGUUUCGGAAAUUAUGUUCACAUUUCUCCUUGACGCGACGCUUGCACGACAUAAAAGCGCUCAGAGAUUUUGGUGGCUGUCUACAUUUACAUUACUGUGGCAGCUUUUAUUUUCUUACAUACGAUCAACAUGUUUACCACAUGACAUGAACUUCAAUCUAUGACAAGUACAUAAUAUCAUUAAUAUUUAUGGAAAUUACCUUUGCGUCACAUUUUAUGACACAAAAUAUGAGAAAUUUUAUUACUACAUGCAAUAACAAUUUAACAAGUAUUUAAAUGUAACUUUUGACACCACAUUUAUGCUUUAUAAAUACUUUUAAGUAGUGUAUAAACAUCACAUUGUCUAUGCAUUGAAGACAAUAGUAUUUAUACAAUAAAGGGCCAUAUAGAGAAAAUGAAUAACAGGCUUGAAGAACAGGAGUCAAAAUGGACAUGUGAAUAUUGUACAUAUGAGAAUUGGCCUUCAUCAUUGAAAUGCACAAUGUGCAGAGGUGCCAAGCCGUUAUUAGGGGAGGAUAUUUAUCGCCUACGAGAUCCAAGUCCACAAAGGUCUGGAUCCAAUGUUGCAUCUGGUCCAGUAACUCAUUUAAGUCCAACAGAUUUUUACAAUCUUAGUUCUCAAAAUGUACCAUUGGGAAAGUGGUCUUGUGCAAUGUGUACCUAUCUUAAUUACCAGAAUACCACACGUUGUGUUCAGUGUGGAAAUAGAAAACCUACAGGUCUUAAUCAGUCAAUACACUCCAUAGCUUCAAAUUUGCAUGAACACCUAGCACCUCUUAGGCUAGCAGAUCCACUGCCAAACUCAGGAUCAAAUCCUCCUCCAAUAAAUUUACAUCCAGAAAGAUAUUAUAACUUACAAGCAAAUUUACAUCCUGAGAAGUGGUCUUGUCUUGUAUGUACUUAUGAAAAUUGGCCAAAAGCCACAAAGUGUGUGAUGUGUGGUAAUCCUAAAGAAAAAGAUAGAAGAGAAAGAACAACAAAUAAUAUGGGUAUUAUUUUACCAAGCCCAGAAAGAGAUCAUAGUCAACGUAACUUACCUUCUCCACCUCAUGCACCAUAUAUUCAUCAAACUCAGAGGGAUGAGAAUUUGGCUGUGGGACGAAGGAAUUCACAUAGAUAUCCUGAUAGCAGAAAUGACAAUUUGUCAACUCCUCAAUCCCCUAAUAAUUGUGACUAUGAGCGUAGACUAAAACAAUUAAGGCGUCAUACUGAUUGGUGCUGGUUAAAUGCGUGUCUUGGCAUUGUUGAAGGUGACAAUGCUCCUGUUGAAGCUUAUUUGGCAAGUGGUGGUGAUCCUGCUCGUCAAUUGACGCAUUCAGAAGUUCUGCUUCUAAAUAGAAGUAGUGCUUUUGAUGUUGGACAUACCUUAGUACAUUUAGCUAUUAGAUUUCAAAGAGAGGAUAUACUAGCAACAUUAUUAUCACAAAUUGAAGGUUCUGGGUCUGGAGUAAAAAGAGUACCAAGUUAUGUUGCACCAGAUUUGGCUGCUCAAAUACGCAGACAUGUUACUAAUAGUAUCCGGUUACGCAAGGGUUCUUUCCCAUGUUAUUUCGUCACUGAUAUAGCUACAUUUGCUUUGCCUGCUGAGGUUGAAGAUCUACCAAGUAUUGUGCAGGAGCAAAUGUUGGAAGAGUUAUUAGAUAAGGAAGCUCAACAACAAUUAGAAGGUGGUGGUGGAGAACCACCAGCACUAAAUUGGUCUUUAGAAAUUACUGAACGUUUAGGAAGUCGCUUACAUGCGCUUUGGAAUAGAUCUGCUGGAGAUUGUUUAUUAGAUUCUGCGAUGCAAGCUACAUGGGGCGUUUUUGAUCGAGAUAAUGCUUUAAGAAGAGCUCUUGCUGAUUCUUUACAACAGGCUGGACAAUUUUUUUAUCCUCGAUGGAGAGAAUAUGAAGCAUCACAAGCAUCUAGAAUGUUGGAUUUUACAUUAGAAGAGACUCAAUGGCAAGAAGAUUGGGAAAGCUUACUAGCGACAGCUGCUCAACCAGGAAGUGCUCUAGAGCAGUUACACGUGUUUGCGCUUGCCCACAUUUUACGACGACCUAUUAUUGUUUAUGGGGUUAAAUAUGUUAAAAGUUUUAGGGGCGAAGAUAUAGGUUAUGCAAGAUUUGAAGGUGUUUAUCUUCCUCUUUUAUGGGAACCAUCAUUUUGUAUUCGAUCACCUAUUGCUUUGGGUUAUACGCGUGGUCAUUUUACGGCUUUAGUUCCCAUUGAACCAUACACAUCGUCUAGAAUACCACCACUUUCUUCUCACGGUGGUGUAGGCUUAGGUGGUGGUAAUGGUCCACUUCAGCAGCUGCAAAUACAAAUGCAGACUACAUUCAUGCCGCUAAUGGACAGAGAACAUAAACUUUUACCAAUACAUUUUUUGAGUCCAGAAGAAGUGGGUCGAGAAGAGUCUAUUUUGAAGGAAUGGCUUGAUGUAUGUAGAACUGAGGGUGGUAUUCUUGUUGCGCAACAAAAACUACACAAGAGACCCUUAUUAGUAGCACAAAUGCUAGAAGAAUGGUUAAAUCAUUACCGAAGACUCGCUCAAACUAAUAACGCACCUUUUUUGAGACCAGCAAUUUUACAAGAUUACAGUAGUGAUGGAGACACAGAAGAUGAAUAACAAGGUGCAAUUGAUUAAGUUUUUAAAUUCAGCUGAGAAGACUUUUCUAUAAUUUUCCUGAAACUAACUGUAACACAAGAUCUCAGAGAUUCACAAUUUCCCGAAUAUAGCAGAAAAAAGUGUAUGAAUGUUACGACUCACACAUUCAUUGGCAUUAUAUCAUUUCUGCAUGAUAUUUGUACAUUAAUAUUGGUUAUUGAACCAUUGAACGUCUAAAAUCUCAUCAAUUCGUACUAUUUAAUUAUACGAGAUGUUUAUUCAUCUUUAUGAGUAGUUUGCUGUGUUAUUUUAUUGUUACUUAAUCACGAGACUGCGCAAUAAGUAGGUCCGUUGCCAAAGUGCGAUUCUGGGUAUCAAAGCAGUAAGUUAACGAAUUAAAUUUUGUUACGGCUAAUAGCGUCUCAAUUAGAAUUAGUUUCUUUCUCGAUAAGUUGAUUAUUAUCGAGAAUAUGUAAUAUUAAUCUUCACAAUAUGUUUAUAACUUAAAAGUUAUUAAACUGUUGUGCCCUCAACACUAAAAAGAGUUCCUUCAACCUAUAGUGACCUAGGUAAGGUCACAAAUCACCUUCCAAAAUAUCAAGUCUACCUUAUCCUCCAUCUAAAUGCACUCCACCUGAAUGCACCAAUAGCAAAUUCCAUAUAAUGCCAGAACCAAUGACAGAUUCGUAUUCUAAUAUUCUAUAUUUACCAAUAACGUUAAAAUUACCUUUCCAAAAUUACUAUAAAAAUUUGAGAAAUGUAAACUGAAGAUAGAGUUUUUAGUUUCUAACACUCACGUAUAAUGAGUGUAAGUUUAUAGUUUGACGUAAAGAGGAGAAUGUGACACAGCAUGUCACUUAAUAUCAGCAAUUCCAUUGCAAUUUCUCUGAGUUUCUUGGAGUUAAAAACUGGUAGCUUGCAAGCUGAAAAUGUUAAGAUUCAAAAUAUGUAGAUUUCUGCUUCUCGGACUGAUGGAUAAUCAGUUUCAAUAUAUGUAACUUCAUCUAAUUUUUUGGUCCUGUAAAACACUCCGAUGGAUAUGGAUAUUUGCUCCAUAAAUCACAUUUCACUUAUAAUUGAACAGACUCUGUGUAAACAGCAUUAUUAAUUUGUGUUUCACAAAAUUUGAGUAAACUUCGUGUUCUGUUAUUAUGUUUAACAGGUAAAGGAAUUAAGGAUAAAAGAAUUCACGUUUGUUAAUUGAGAACAAACAAAUAUUUGACGAGGAAUGUAAAUUAAAAGGUGUAUAAAGAGCACUGGUCGCGCUUUUUGUCUGAUCAUACGUGUGAAAGUACUCAGAGACUCUGGUACAGAUCAUGUGAUUUUUAAAGAUAAGUAAACUUAAGGGCCGAAAAAAAAAUUUCUGUAAUCGUCCUUGGAUCAUUUGUUAACUCUGAGCUGUGUUAAUAUUAGUGUAAAAGAGAGACGGCGAAGCCAAAUUACAACGAUACUUUUCUCUGACUAGAGGCAGGGGCGGAACGUUGUACUUUUCUCGAGGCCGCUUCUGGUAUGUGUAAACAUAAACAAAGUACCAAUUAAAUUGUACUUUUUCUUGCGUGAAAGAAGUUGAAGAGAGCAUAGGACAAAAAUGAGAAGAAGAAGAGAAGAAAGAAAAAGAGGAGGAAGAAGAAGUAAAAGAAGAAGGAGAAAAAGGAGAAGAAGAUAAAAGUAACAGCAACAUUGUGCGAGUGGAUCAAUUGUACGCAUAGUCAUCAUGAACGUAGCAGUAAAAUAGAACUUUUAUAAAACAUGAAAAAAGAAAAAGCGAAUAUGAGAACAGAGAAACAAGUAGUACUAUUUAAGUACCAAGUUAUAUGUCUGGUGUGUGUGAGUGUGUGUGUGUAUAUAUAUAUACCGUGUAUGUAUAUAUAUACAUAUACUGUAAUACAAGAUAUUCGCGAAUGGACAAAGAUUUAAUGGUAACUAGCUCGGCCAAAUAAUUAACCCUAAUCAAAAAAGUACAAAAAAUCGAAAGAGGAAAAUGAUAACGUUUCUUUAUGAAAACGUGUUAUUAUUACACAUGUGGUAUCGCUUAAAGUUUAGUCUCGUUUUUACUAAUUCUAAUGUAGCCUCUAGUCCUUUUUAGCACUGUCGGUUUUUCCAAUCACUCGCGCAGCGUGUGAUUUCAUUAUUGUGUGAUUAUUCGAAGGGCUCGAUAAUGUUCGGAUAGAAGAAUGUUUCACAAGUCAAUUCCAAAAAAAUUAAAACGACAAAAAAAGAAAAUAAGAACAAAUGUUUAAUGGAGUAACGUUGUGUCGAAAGAGUAACGAUUUUAUGGUCAUUAUUAUAUUUAUAUAAUUUUUUCUGUUUGUUUCUUUUAUUUUUUUCCUUGCCUUGUUAUCGUGGAUCUCAAUGGUGUCGAAACGUAAAAAUUUUGUAUGUGUUUAUAAAAAGAAGAAAAAAGACGUUCUCGGGACACGGCGUUACAUGUGGUGGAAUUAUAAUGUAAAAAGAACAAGAAAAAGAAAAAAAAGUGACGCUCUGGUGGUGUAUUUUCUUUCCCCCCGUUAACGUGUAAGUGUUUCUCGUUCGUGUUGCCAGAAUUUUCUCUUGGC
Molecule: messenger RNA, 5782 nt
Organism: Eufriesea mexicana
Lineage: Eukaryota; Metazoa; Arthropoda; Insecta; Hymenoptera; Apidae
Gene: trbd
Product: ubiquitin thioesterase trabid
Exons: 8
Coding region: 1032-3248 (738 amino acids)
Biological process (GO): cytoskeleton organization; protein deubiquitination involved in ubiquitin-dependent protein catabolic process; cell migration
Cellular component (GO): cytoplasm; nucleus
Molecular function (GO): K63-linked polyubiquitin modification-dependent protein binding; cysteine-type deubiquitinase activity
Source: RefSeq, a predicted model, not a curated record